Drosophila albomicans is the source of this 556-nucleotide messenger RNA. RefSeq names its product transcription elongation factor SPT4 (gene spt4). Gene Ontology annotation, biological process: regulation of transcription elongation by RNA polymerase II; chromatin organization; mRNA processing. Gene Ontology annotation, cellular component: DSIF complex; nucleus. Bases 93 to 443 code for a protein of 116 amino acids. The record is from RefSeq and is a predicted model, not a curated record. The transcript has 3 exons. Gene Ontology annotation, molecular function: RNA polymerase II complex binding; zinc ion binding. Lineage: Eukaryota; Metazoa; Arthropoda; Insecta; Diptera; Drosophilidae.
GAUGAGAUUAUCGUUUUGUAUUUACACUCUUGCUUGCCAAACAUCUUUUAUUUAAUUUUAACCAACGUGCUGUGUUAUAAAUCAAUUUUAAGAUGUCCUUUGACGCAAUUCCAAAAGAUUUGCGUGGUCUACGCGCCUGUUUGGUUUGCUCCUUAGUCAAGACAUUCGAUCAAUUUGAAACUGAUGGCUGUGAGAAUUGUGAGGAAUUCCUGCGCAUGAAGAACAACAAAGACAAUGUCUAUGAUCACACUAGCAACAAUUUCGAUGGCAUUAUCGCACUGACAACACCCACUGAUUCUUGGGUCGCAAAAUGGCAACGUUUGGCUCGCUUUACUCGGGGCAUUUACGCGAUUUCCGUUUCGGGCACUUUGCCACACUCGACGCUGCGUGACAUGAAGAAUCGAGGCAUCGUGUUCAAGUCGAGGGAUAGAAGUCAACGCUAGCUAAACAUCAUUCAUAAUCAGCAUAUAAAAUAUUUAUUUUAAGUAAUAACGAAACCAUGAGUACAUCUACAUACAUUUAGAGUAAAAUACAUUUGUAAGUAAAAGGUGUCAUA